AUGUACGUUGCGGCCGUUCUGAGUAUUGCGGCGCUGUUCAUGCGUGCCACGGCCAUGCACUUUUACCUUGGCGGCAACGAGGAGCCCAGAUGUUUCUACUUUGAUUUGAGAAAGGACAUGAUGUUUGCUGCGACGCACAGCGCGUGGGAGCUUGAAAAAAGCAGCAACAACUGGGUGCGCGACGACAGUUUGGCUAUUGAGGUCACUAUUGACGAGCUUUUCGACAACAACCACCGCGUUUUCAACCAAAAACUCGCUCCAUUCGGCGACUAUCAGUUUGUUUCCCAGGAAGGUGGAGAGCACCGCGUCUGCUACCGGGCCCUUGUUGACGGCUGGUGGGCCAAGGAGACCAUCAAACUCGAGGUCGACUUUGUCGUUGGCGAGAGCGAUAUUAUUGAUACUCGGGGCAACGCCAAAGUGGACCAUUUGACCGAGCGCAUUGCAGACCUUAACCGUAAGCUGAUUUUCUUCCGCCGCGAGCAGACCCUUAUGCGGGAGCGUGAAGCUGCGUUCCGUGAUCAAUCCGAGGCCACGAAUGCUCGGGUUGCUCGCAUGACUAUCUUGCAGCUAGUUGUUCUCGCCGCUACCUGUGCCUGGCAAAUUUCGCAUCUCCGCGGCUUCUUCACCAAGCAGAAGCUUGUGUAA
Molecule: messenger RNA, 645 nt
Organism: Wickerhamiella sorbophila
Lineage: Eukaryota; Fungi; Ascomycota; Dipodascomycetes; Dipodascales; Trichomonascaceae
Product: Protein ERP1
Exons: 1
Coding region: 1-645 (214 amino acids)
Biological process (GO): intracellular protein transport; Golgi organization; endoplasmic reticulum to Golgi vesicle-mediated transport
Cellular component (GO): endoplasmic reticulum-Golgi intermediate compartment; Golgi apparatus; endoplasmic reticulum
Source: RefSeq, a predicted model, not a curated record